AUGAACACGAAGGCGCAACUUAUCCUGAUCCUCUGCCUGGCUCUGAACAUCUCCGGCAAUCCGUCAUGGCAUCCCCUUUCCCCGCUCCCCCCUCCCCCAACUAUCGCCCAUCGCAUGCAACAGAAUCAAGUACUUCUCUCACUCCGAUUGCGAGGAGGACGGAAGAAGUAUGGCAUCUCCUUCCCCGAUGACAUGGCAAGCAUCAAAGUAGCCGUCAGUAGCUCUCUCGCGAGCCGCGAGCCCCUCAUGAUCCGGCGCGGCAUCUACAAAUGGAACGGCCAGAUUUUCAUACUUGAGGGUCAGAGGUUGGUCCUGGCUGGCCCCGAUCCUCCGGCAGGAGAGCAUGCUCCUAGUCCAGAGAUCCCCAACUCCUCCAACGAGACCCAGCGCGUUCCCUGUGUCCUCCUGGGCUCCUGGUGCAUGACGGAGGGCAGCCAUGGCGCUUUUUGCGACAAUGUGCUGCUGCUCCAUCAGAGUCUGGGCUCACGAGGAGUGCAGGAGACUUCAAGGGCCGCAUGCUUCACGUUGCAGGGGGGACCAUGGUACCUCGAGCGCGUGCACGUCUGGAGCCACGGCGGGGUAGCGAUGUUCUGCCAGUGGUACUCCAACACGGUCGUCAAGGAGUCGGGGAUAGGAGGAGAGUCGGACGAGAGGGACUUGAGGGCCUACCGCGCGAUCGAGAUGUUCGACAGCAGCCGUUUCGAAGCGUCCUUGUGCGAGAUAGGCAACACCACGGGAUCGAUUUCUUGGCUGAAGGAGGGCCACAACCGUGAAGAUCCGAGCGGGGAGAAGCAGGAAGAAGCUUCAGAAGUCCGUGAGCUGUCGAGCAUCGACCUGUCUGAUGGCUCCAAAGAGAAUCAGGAGAUGGAAGUUGUCUCUGAACAAUUCGGCUGUGCCCUUUGCAUCCGAGACGCCUCGUUUGCGUCCUUCUUUCAAAGCACCUUGAGCAGCAAUGGAAUCGCGUUCGACAUCGACGGAACCAUCCGCCUGUUGCUCAACGCCUCCCUUGUGAAGCCAUGUGGAGAGGGAACUUUCAAGAGUGGGGAGGACUGCGAGAACAGCGCGAUCAGCAUGAUGGAGACGAUAAUCCAUGGUACUCGGGUAUGGAUAGGAGACAGAAGGCCAGGGAUCCUUGGGGACAGGCACAAAGGGGAGACAGCCCUCGAGUUCACGACCUUCGUCGAUGGGGAUGAUGCAUCUGGCAGUGAAGAGAGGGAGAAGGAGAGAAAGAGACGAUACCUCCGGGACCAGGGCAAGGUGGGCAAGAACGUGGACUUCAUCAUGGAGGAUGUGGCGGCACCUCGUGAACUUGACGAACUCGAUCCGGCUCUCUUCGUGAAGAGUGAUAGCUCUGGCAUCGAUAAAGGACAGGGAGGGGAAGACUGGUCAGGGGAAGGCACUAGCACAGACACAGCCGUCGCUCCUUCAGCAAGUAAACCGAAGGAGCAGGAGACUUCCAAGAAAAUGAGAAAAAGACCGACGGCGAGGAAGGCAGCGGAGGAGGGAGGGGGGGUACAGAAAUCACGAAGGGGGACCAGGAAGAAGGAGCAGGGUGAAGGACAAGAGCAAACUCCCAAGAGAAGGAGGACGAGAAAGAAGAAGGAGAUUGAGUUGCAAGAUGAGGAGCAAGCAAGGGCUCAGUCUUCUUCUCAAGGUAGCCGUUCCUUGCAUGACGACGAAGCGCUGGAGGCAGAGGGAGAAAUCAAGUCUGAAGGCAAGACAAUGAGAUUCUCUGUGUUGUCUGCCGUUCCAAACUCUGACUCUCAGAAUGCAGAAGAAGAAUCCCGGCUUGAGCUACAUCAGCUCGUGCAGACUGCCAUACGAGCUCCUCCAAAGGAACCUGACGCCUCGGACGGGGACCAUGCUUGA
Messenger RNA from Guillardia theta CCMP2712, 1869 nucleotides. RefSeq lists its product as hypothetical. The coding region runs from base 1 to 1869 and encodes 622 amino acids. The transcript is spliced from 7 exons. NCBI's taxonomy places the organism in Eukaryota, Cryptophyceae, Pyrenomonadales, Geminigeraceae. The record is from RefSeq and is a predicted model, not a curated record.